This is a messenger RNA of Ustilago hordei, 483 nucleotides long. RefSeq lists its product as uncharacterized. Bases 1 to 483 code for a protein of 160 amino acids. The record is from RefSeq and is a predicted model, not a curated record. NCBI's taxonomy places the organism in Eukaryota, Fungi, Basidiomycota, Ustilaginomycetes, Ustilaginales, Ustilaginaceae. The transcript has a single exon.
AUGUUUCCCAAUUCUCUUCUUUUUGCUUUCAUAGCCACUUGCCUCUUCCUCGCCAAUGUUGGUGUUGAAGCUAGUCUCGAAGCUACUGCAGGCGCCGACUUCCACACAAAACCAACGCCCAUCACCGUGGCUUCCUCGCUCAGCGUCAGUCCGCAUGGCACAAACCCAUUCGGUAUCUGCUCGCUCCCAUUUGCUGAAGAAAAUCAAGUCUUUAAACCGGCUACCGGUCCUGAUGCUCUCCCGGUUCAAAAGUUUGUCACCGAAGCCCGAAAGAACGGCGCCGUUUGCCAGUGGUUUGUCCCUGACGAUAUGAAAUGUGUAGAGCAAGGUGGAAAGGGGGAUAUGAGCGCCAGCGAUGUGAUUUGGUGGCAACAGGCAUUCUGCAAGCGUUGUUCCGACGCUGGUGGAAAGAACGGAGAGGAAUUCAACUGUCCGGAUGAUUCGGACAGUGCAGAGACGAAGGUGGAGGAGAAGAAGAAGUAG